Molecule: messenger RNA, 1918 nt
Organism: Solanum tuberosum (potato)
Lineage: Eukaryota; Viridiplantae; Streptophyta; Magnoliopsida; Solanales; Solanaceae
Product: abscisic acid 8'-hydroxylase 1
Exons: 7
Coding region: 79-1467 (462 amino acids)
Biological process (GO): sterol metabolic process; abscisic acid metabolic process
Molecular function (GO): heme binding; oxidoreductase activity, acting on paired donors, with incorporation or reduction of molecular oxygen, NAD(P)H as one donor, and incorporation of one atom of oxygen; iron ion binding
Source: RefSeq, a predicted model, not a curated record
AUUACAGUAUCAUAGGUUUCAUCUUUUUCACAAGUUGUGUAACAUUUUUGGUGUUUUUAUAUACAACAAAAGAGAGAUAUGGAGUUUGUGUCUAUGUUUUGCUUGUUUGCUUUCAUUUCUUGCUCAAUUCUACUUCUUCAUUCUGUGUUUAAGCUCUUUGAUUUUGGUGUUAAGAAGUUACCUCUUCCUCCUGGUGCUUUGGGUUGGCCUUAUAUUGGUGAAACUUUUCAGCUUUACUCACAAAACCCCAGUUUCUUCUUUGCUUCUAAAGUCAAGAAGUAUGGUUCAAUUUUCAAGACUCAUAUAUUGGGAUGUCCAUGUGUGAUGAUAUCAAGCCCAGAAGCAGCAAAACUAGUUUUGGUGACAAAAGCUCAUCUUUUUAAACCUACAUUUCCUGCUAGUAAAGAGAGGAUGUUGGGUAAACAAGCCAUUUUUUUUCAUCAAGGAGAAUAUCAUGCUAAGCUAAGGAAGCUAGUUCUUCGAGCUUUCAAGCCAGAAGCCAUCAAAAACAUCGUACCAGACAUCGAGUCCAUCGCGAUAAACUCACUUGAAUCUAUGCAAGGAAGAUUAAUCAACACUUACCAAGAAAUGAAAACAUACACAUACAACGUUGCAUUGCUUUCGAUAUUUGGCAAAGAUGAAAUGCUGUAUAGGGAGGAUCUAAAGAGGUGUUAUUACGUGCUCGAAACGGGGUACAAUUCGAUGCCAAUCAAUCUCCCAGGAACACUUUUUCACAAAUCAAUGAAAGCACGAAAAGAGCUAGCAAAGAUCUUAGCUAAAAUCAUCUCAGUUAGGAGAGAAACAAAUCAAAAUCAUACAGAUUUAUUAGGAUCUUUUAUGGGAGAUCAAGAAAAUCUUACAGAUGAACAAAUUGCAGAUAACAUAAUUGGUGUCAUAUUUGCUGCUAGAGACACUACAGCUAGUGUCCUUACAUGGAUCCUUAAAUACCUUGGUGAAAAUCCUAGUGUCCUACAAGCUGUCACAGAAGAGCAAGAGGGGAUAAUCAGAGAAGGGAAAGUGUUGAGUUGGGCAGACACAAAGAAAAUGCCUAUGACUACAAGAGUGAUCCAAGAGACACUUAGAGCUGCUUCAAUUUUAUCUUUUACAUUCAGAGAAGCUGUUGAGGAUGUUGAGUUUGAAGGAUAUCUAAUACCAAAAGGAUGGAAAGUAUUACCACUGUUUAGAAACAUUCACCAUAGCCCUGAUAAUUUUUCUGAACCAGAGAAGUUUGAUCCUUCAAGAUUUGAGGUUACUCCAAAACCCAAUACUUUCAUGCCAUUUGGCAAUGGGACCCACUCAUGUCCAGGCAAUGAGUUAGCCAAGCUGGAAAUUUUGAUCCUUGUACAUCAUCUUACCACAAAGUACAGGUGGUCUAUGAUGGGCCCACAAAAUGGAAUUCAGUAUGGACCCUUUGCUCUUCCCCAAAAUGGCCUGCCCAUUAUUCUCUCCCACAAGACAUCAUCAUAAAAUAAAUUAAAUUAAAAUAAAAUAAAAACAUUGAAUUGUGAGAAAAUCUCUUCAAUUCCAUCAACUAAAGAUUUUCCCUCACAACUUGGAGGAAAAUAUAUGAAACAAAAUUUCCUUCUUCAUGAGGAAAGCUAAGAAGGGUCCAGAAACAUAUUAUAGUUUUGAAUCGUGUGUCACUGACCUUCAGAGAUAUUUCGAUUACUAAAGGAAAAGGAGAAAUUCAAUCACAGAGAAAAGAAAAUUUUGUAUAUAUAUAUAUAAUAUUAAUUUAUCUAACUUAAGAAAAGAAAGGAGUUAAUGUAAACAUAGGGAUUUGUUUUUGUUUUUGUUUUUUUUUUCUAUUUUUUCUUGCUAUGUUUUUUUUUCCUUUUAAUUUUUUAGAAUUUAUUUGUGGUAUGUAAAAAGUCCGCAAGGCAAUUAAUGAAAAGUCUGAUUUUCAUUUUUCUUGCAA